AUGCUGGCCUUCAGCACCAAGGAGUCGUCCAAGUUUAACAUCGUGGUGACAGCCAUAAACCUGGCCACCAUCCUAAUUGUGUUGCUUGCUGCAUUUCCCCACGUGGACAGCAGCAAUUACGAGCCCUUUGCGCCAAAGGGGUUGACAGGGCUGUUCAAUGCGGCAGCCGUUGUGUUUUUCUCAUACAUCGGGUUUGACACAGUGGCGACGACAGCAGAGGAGGUGAAGAAUCCCAAGCUGGACCUGCCGAUCGGGAUCGUUGGGUCUCUGGGCGUGUGCUCAGUGCUGUACAGCCUGAUGUGCCUGGCCAUCACAGGCCUUGAGAAAUACAGCAAGAUUGAUAUCAAUGCACCCUUCUCUGAGGCGUUCAGGGACAUUGGUAUUGGUUGGGUAGGUAGAAUUGUGUCCGUUGGUGCAGUGGCAGGGAUCGUCACGUCCCUACUUGUGAACCUCAUGGGCCAAGCGCGGAUAUACAUGGUGCUUGGACGAGAAGAACUGAUUCCAUCUUGGAUCGCAAGGAUCGAUCCCCAGCGCUCCACGCCCUUGCGUGCCACAAUGGUCACCAUGUGCACCGCAGGCAGCCUGGCCCUCUUCCUCGACAUUGAGAUCCUUUCGAGCCUGGUGUCUAUGGGCACCCUCUUCGCCCUUGGUCUCGUUUCCCUUGCUGUCAUCGUCCGCCGCUACCACAGGUCUGGCGACGCAGAAACGUUCUGGCCCGUGGCUGUUCGGGUGGGCGUGCUCCUCUUCGGCGCGUUUUUUCAGGGCCUGGCGUUUGAAUUGAAGUGGCACCCGGUGGCCAAUGCGAUUUUUCUGGUGGUGUGGCUUGUGGGGACCCUGUCGCUCACCCGCCUGUCCGUGGCAUACGAGCCACUCUCCUUCAGCGUGCCACUCAAGCCACUGACACCCAGCCUGGGCGUCCUGUUCACGCUGCACCUGAUGUUCAGCCUGGGGCGCGGAGCUUACCUAUUGUUUGGGUCCCUGCAGGUGGUGGGCGCCGUGGGGUACGUCCUGUACGGGAUGCACAGAAGUCAGGGCGACGGACCAGUCGGGGAGGUGAGAAUGAGUAAGUUACCCUCGUCUGAAGACUGGAGAGGAGCGAGAAGCGAGCGCGACGACAGAAAGCUAAUGGCGGGCUUCGCUGGGACGUCGGACGAGGCAGUCAUGCCGGGGGAGUGGGACGUGCACGUGGGCCGGCCUAAGCCGGGGGUCCGCCUGUAG
This is a messenger RNA of Ostreobium quekettii, 1218 nucleotides long. The record is from the annotation of a GenBank genome assembly. Lineage: Eukaryota; Viridiplantae; Chlorophyta; Ulvophyceae; Bryopsidales; Ostreobiaceae.